CGGAGAGAGACAGAUGGAGAAAGUGAAAGAAUCCUGAGGAGAAAACACGGGAAAACCGAGAGAGGAGCGUCCCGUACAGCCGUGAUAGAGGGUUGGGAAGAGGAGGAGGAAGAGAGAUUGAGAGAGGAGGAGUGGAUGGUAGAGAGCCGGAGACACAGCGCGCGGGAGGGAGAAAGAUGGCCUCGGUAACGGCGGAGAAUGGCUUCAGCACCGCGGACAGCUCCGGUAGGAUGAACGGACUCAACAGCGCGAUCCCGAUGAAAGAUCACGACGCCAUCAAGCUCUUCAUCGGUCAGAUUCCGCGCAACCUGGACGAGAAAGACCUCAAGCCUCUGUUCGAGGAGUUUGGAAAGAUCUACGAGCUCACGGUGCUCAAGGACCGGUUCACCGGGAUGCAUAAAGGAUGUGCCUUUCUAACGUACUGUGCCAGAGAGUCAGCGCUGAAGGCCCAGAGCGCUCUCCACGAACAAAAGACUCUUCCCGGGAUGAACCGGCCCAUCCAGGUGAAACCGGCCGACAGUGAAGGACGAGGAGAAGACCGGAAGCUGUUUGUGGGCAUGCUGGGGAAGCAGCAGUGUGAAGAAGAUGUGCGGCGGUUGUUCGAGGCGUUCGGACAGAUAGAGGAGUGCACCGUGCUGCGGGGGCCUGAUGGGGCCAGUAAGGGCUGUGCUUUUGUAAAGUUUUCCAGUCAUGCAGAAGCCCAGGCUGCGAUUAACAGUCUCCACGGUGGACAGACGAUGCCGGGUGCAUCCUCCAGUCUGGUGGUGAAGUUUGCAGACACUGAUAAGGAACGGACUCUGCGCCGGAUGCAUCAGAUGGCCGGUCAGCUCGGCCUCUUCAGCCCCAUGACCAUCCAGUUUGGAGCGUAUGGAGCUUACACACACGCUCAGAUCCUGCAGCAGCAGCAGGCUGCGCUCAUGGCAGCGACGCAGGGCUCGUAUCUCAACCCCAUGACUGCGAUCGCCGCCGCUCAGAUGCAGCAAAUGGCAGCUUUCAACGUCAACGGCCUGGUGGCUGCCCCAAUGACACCGUCUUCAGGCACCAGCACUCCUCCAGGCAUCAGUGCCUCCGCUGUGCCCAGCAUCACAGCUCCUCUCGGGGUGAACGGCUUCAGCGCUCUCCCUCCCCAAAGCAACGGACAGCCCUCCUCUGAACCCAUCUACACCAACGGCAUCCAUCCGUACCCAGCGCAGAGCCCGACGCUGGCCGAUCCUCUCCAGCAGGCGUAUGCCGGCGUGCAGCAUUAUGCAGCAGCCUAUCCUGCCGCUUAUGCGCCAAUCAGCCAAGCGUUUCCCCAGCAACCAGCCAUCAUCCCCCAGCAACAGCGUGAAGGACCCGAGGGCUGUAACCUGUUUAUUUACCACCUGCCACAAGAGUUCGGCGACGCGGAGCUCAUGCAGAUGUUUCUGCCCUUCGGCAACGUCAUUUCUGCCAAAGUCUUCGUGGACCGAGCAACCAAUCAGAGCAAGUGUUUCGGAUUCGUCAGCUUUGAUAACCCGUCCAGCGCUCAGGCAGCCAUUCAGGCCAUGAACGGCUUCCAGAUCGGCAUGAAGAGACUCAAAGUCCAGCUGAAGCGGCCCAAGGACGCCAACCGGCCGUACUGACCCUGAACUGACCGCUCACAGAUUGAAGGACUACAACCCCUAGCUUCCACAAGUGCAGUAUCGAAAGACGUUUGCUCUGCUACAUAUCACGGGA
This is a messenger RNA of Carassius carassius (crucian carp), 1698 nucleotides long. RefSeq names its product CUGBP Elav-like family member 6 (gene celf6). The transcript is spliced from 13 exons. Gene Ontology annotation, molecular function: mRNA binding. Gene Ontology annotation, cellular component: ribonucleoprotein complex; cytoplasm; nucleus. The record is from RefSeq and is a predicted model, not a curated record. The coding region runs from base 177 to 1604 and encodes 475 amino acids. Lineage: Eukaryota; Metazoa; Chordata; Actinopteri; Cypriniformes; Cyprinidae. Gene Ontology annotation, biological process: mRNA splice site recognition; regulation of alternative mRNA splicing, via spliceosome.